GUUACAUUAAUACAUUUUUCCAAUUACUCUCAUUACUGCAACUACUGAAAAUGGCUGAAAAAUCAGAAAAGUCUGAAAAAAAUGAUUACGAUCCAUACGAGCACCGCGAAGUAACACAUCCGAUUAGCGAUUUCGGCGCUUUUGUGAAUAUCAUCAAAGCGAUACUGGGCACCGGAAUACUAGCAGCGCCCAUGGCCAACAGAAAUGCCGGCUAUUUGCCUGCCAUCAUAUGUACGAACAUAAUAGGCAUCUUCGUAAUACACUCGAAACUGAUUCUGUUAUCUGGCAUGUAUGAGCUGGCCAAGCGCAAGCAAGUGCCGCUGCUAACCUAYGGCCAAGCGAUGCUGAUCGGCGUGAUGGAGGGCCCACCGGCGCUGCGUUGGUUGCAAUAUUUGAUCAGCGGUAUUGUAAAUGUAAUGCUAUUCGCCAAUCACUUUGGCACUUGUUGUGUCUACGUGGUGUUCAUCGCAAAUUGCUUGAAGGAUUUCGGUGAUUACUAUUGGGAGGAGCAUGACAAUCGCAUUUAUAUGGCAAUGGAAAUUGUGCCGUUAUGUUUGAUAUUCCUCAUACCCAACUUGAAAGCGCUGACACCGUUUGUGCUUAUCGCGACUAUAUCUUUAAUAUUUGGGUUCGGCAUUUUAUUCUAUUAUAUCUUCACGGAUAUGAGCCCGUUCUCUGAGAUGACUAUGGUGCAGGACAUUUACUACUUUCCAUUUUUCUUUGGCGCCACCAUGUUCGCUUUGGAUUCGCCCGGCUUGAUCGUUUCCGUGGAGGCGAAUAUGAAAAAUCCCUUACAUUUUCGACGCUUCUGUGGCGUUUUUGUGCUAGCCAUGCUGCUCGUUAUUGUUUUCCAAAUCAUUUUCGGCUUCUUCGGCUACUGGAGUUAUGCCGAAGAUGUUGCCUCGACUAUUCUGCAAAAUAUACCCUUUCAUACGGUACCCGCCUCAGCGGCGCGUGUAAUUUUUGCAUUUUCCAUCUUCAUCUCGCAUCCGUUGCAGGGUUACGUGCCCUUCGAUGUGGUGUGGAACAAUUGGUUGAAAGCGAAGGUGGCUGAGGAGCAUCAAUUUGUGCUGGCGAUGCUUUUMCGCAUUUUCAUCGCCAUUUCUUCGGUGCUCGUCGCCGUCUCSUGCCCCUCACUGACAGUCAUACUCUCGCUUGUUGGCGCUUUGUGCAUGUCAUUUCUGGGCUUAAUAUUGCCGGCUAUUCUGGAUAUUUGUGUGAAAUACGAAACCGGCUAUGGUCCCAUAAAAAUUUAUCUGCUGACGAGUUUGCUGGUGGGRUUUUUGGGCUUGAUCGGCGCUAUAAUUGGUACAUAUGUGUCCAUACAGGAGUGGAUCUUUACGUAUACCCGCGUAGAUCACAUGAUGAAGGCAAUAUAUUAUGGAUUUUUUAAUGAAAAAUAUACUGAGUUGAUUUAAAAGGUGAAA
Bactrocera latifrons is the source of this 1427-nucleotide messenger RNA. Its product is annotated as proton-coupled amino acid transporter-like protein CG1139. Gene Ontology annotation, biological process: amino acid transmembrane transport. The transcript has 9 exons. Gene Ontology annotation, molecular function: amino acid transmembrane transporter activity. The coding region runs from base 51 to 1418 and encodes 455 amino acids. The record is from RefSeq and is a predicted model, not a curated record. Lineage: Eukaryota; Metazoa; Arthropoda; Insecta; Diptera; Tephritidae. Gene Ontology annotation, cellular component: vacuolar membrane.